This is a messenger RNA of Salvia hispanica, 3339 nucleotides long. RefSeq names its product F-box family protein (gene SLOMO). Gene Ontology annotation, molecular function: protein binding. The record is from RefSeq and is a predicted model, not a curated record. Lineage: Eukaryota; Viridiplantae; Streptophyta; Magnoliopsida; Lamiales; Lamiaceae.
UUCAAGACAAACCUUUACCUCUGGAGAGAGAGAGAGAGAGCUGAAGGAGAGGAAAACAAGAGAGAGAAAGUAAUCGAAGAGGAAAUUAAACAAUCUCCAUUUCCGCUGAUCUGGCUCGAAGAGGGAAUUCGGAGGAGGAUAUGGAAAAUGAUGAUUCUGAAUCGGGGUUUUGGGCUGACUUUGACAAUGGUGGCGGUGGUGGUGGUGAAUUAGGGUUAGAGGUGGAUGCCGAGCUAGCAAACGCGAUGGAGACGGACGAAAUGUUUGAUCUUGGCGGCGAAUCGGGCGAGAGAAGUGAGGAUUUCCUGCUGUGGCUGAAUGAGAGGAAGGGUAGGCAAGAUGAUGGGGCUAGUGGAAGUCAGGAGCUGAAAUUGGAUGUUAAUUUGAAUUUGGGAUUGGGUGGUGAGUCUUCGUCUUCGACUUCCGCGGCAAUGGAUGCUGUGAGAAGAGAGAGUUCUGAUCGCGAUUCGCAGAGUAAACGACCCAAAGUUCAUUCCUUUUCUCUGGACUGGGGCACUCAGUUCGAAAAUGAAUUUCAUUACCUUCAUCCACAUCAUGGCAAGUUUGAUGAUGAGGAUUUGCCUGAUUCUCCGAUUGGUGGAGACGAUGCAACAAACAAUAUUGAUGCUGAUAGGAUGGAUGAUGCGGAAGUUCUGAUGGAUCUGGCCGAUAGGAUAGAUGAUAUGGAAGUUCGGAUGGAUCUGACUGAUGACUUAUUGCAUAUGGUUCUCUCUUUCUUGGAACACAUAGAUCUUUGCCGAGCUGCAAGGGUUUGCCGGCAGUGGAGAGAUGCAAGUUCUCAUGAAGAUUUCUGGCGGCACCUGAAUUUUGAGAACCGCCACAUAUCUCUGCAGCAAUUUGAGGACAUGUGUCAUCGAUAUCCCAAUGCUACUGCUGUGAAUAUUUAUGGUGCCCCUGCUAUCCAUCCCCUAGCGAUGAAAGCCAUGUCAUCACUGAGAAAUCUUGAGGUUUUGACCUUGGGCAAAGGCCAGUUAGGAGAAGCCUUUUUCCAAGCAUUGACAGAUUGCCACAUGUUGAAGAGUUUAAAUAUCAAUGAUGCUACGUUAGGUAAUGGUAUUCAGGAAACCCCCAUUUCUCAUGAUAGAUUGCACGAUCUUCAGAUUGUUAAAUGCCGUGUGGUUCGCAUCUCUAUCAGGUGUCCCCAGCUCGAGACAUUGUCUCUAAAGCGCAGUAGUAUGCCACAUGCAGUUCUCAAUUGUCCCCUUCUGCGUGAGCUUGACAUAGCUUCCUGUCACAAGCUUUCAGAUGCUGCAAUUCGCUCAGCUGUGACACCAUGCCCACUCUUGGAGUCCCUUGACAUGUCAAACUGUUCAUGUGUCAGUGAUGAGACACUACAAGUCAUAUCUCAGCAUUGUAUACAUCUCCGCAUUCUUGAUGCUUCAUACUGCCCUAACAUCUCUCUUGAAUCUGUGAGGCUUAAUUUGUUGACGGUUCUGAAACUUCAUAGUUGUGAGGGAAUAACAUCGGCUUCAAUGGUUGCUAUAGCUUCGAGUUCUUUGCUCGAGGUUCUGGAGCUUGAUAAUUGCAGUUUAUUAACAUCAGUAUCUUUAGAUCUGCAACGCCUGAAGAACAUAAGGCUUGUACACUGUCGAAAAUUUAUUGAUUUAACUUUGAGGAGCAGUGUGCUGACAUCAAUCACAGUUUCAAACUGUCCUUCUCUCCAAAGAAUCAGUAUUACAUCAAAUGCACUCAAAAAACUAGUUUUGCAAAAGCAAGAAAGCUUAACGACCUUGGUCCUGCAAUGCCCUUCUUUGCAAGAAGUGGACCUCGCUGAAUGCGAAUCAUUGACGAAUUCGAUUUGUGAAGUUUUCGGCAGCGGAGGUGGCUGCCCCUUGUUGAGAUCAUUAGUUCUUGACAAUUGUGAGAGAUUGACAACAGUGAGUUUCCGCAGUACAUCUUUGGUUAGUCUUUCACUUGGUGGUUGCCGUGCUAUAACGUCUCUUGAACUCAAAUGUCCUUACCUUGAGCAUGUCUCGUUAGAUGGUUGUGAUCAUCUUGAGAGAGCAUCAUUUUCACCUGUUGGUCUCAAGUCAUUAAAUAUGGGAAUAUGCCCGAAACUGAAUGUGCUCCUUGUUGAAGCACCAUCAAUGGUUUCCCUUGAACUAAAGGGCUGUGGUGUAUUAUCUGAAGCAUUUAUCUACUGCCCUCUUCUUACAGCUUUGGAUGCAUCUUUCUGCAGCCAACUCAAGGAUGAUUUCUUAUCCGCUACUGCAUUUUCAUGCCCCCUUAUCGAAUCAUUGGUCUUGAUGUCAUGCCCAUCUGUUGGUCCUGAUGGACUCUCAUCUUUACGCGGCCUUCGCAGCUUGACUUACCUCGAUUUGUCGUACACCUUUUUGGUUAAUCUGCAACCUGUUUUCCGCUCCUGCUUGUAUUUGAAGGUUCUGAAAUUGCAAGCAUGCAAGUAUCUCAGUGACACGUCAUUGGAGCCUAUUUACAAAGGCAAUGCUCUCCCAGCUCUCUGUGAAUUGGACUUGUCAUAUGGGACGCUCCGCCAGUCGGCGAUAGAGGAGCUGCUUGCUGGUUGUAGGCACUUAACUCAUGUCAGCCUGAAUGGUUGUGUCAAUAUGCAUGACUUGGAUUGGGGUUUUCACAAUGGACGAUUAUCUGAUGUCAGCACUUCUUACGAGUUGUUUGGUGGCUCGUCCGGGGAAAAUGAUAUGCUUCUGCCUGAGCACGAACCUAACCGCCUGCUCCAGAAUCUUAACUGUGUCUGCUGUCCAAAUAUCAAGAAGGUGGUUAUUCCUCCUACCGCGAGAUGUUUCCAUCUAUCAUCUUUGAAUCUUUCCUUGUCAUCAAACUUGAAGGAAGUCGACAUAUCAUGCUGCAAUUUGCUCUUUCUCAACUUGAGCAAUUGUAACUCGUUGGAGAUUUUGAAGCUCGAUUGUCCACGUUUAACCAGUCUUUUUCUUCAGUCUUGUAGCAUUGACGAGGAAGCUGUCGAAACGGCUAUAAUUCAUUGCAGUGUGCUGGAGACACUUGAUGUCCGUUUUUGUCCAAAGAUAUCUCCACUGAGCAUGAGUACACUACGCCAGGCAUGCCCGAGUUUGAAGCGGAUCUUCAGCAGCUUAGCAGCGACGUGAUGCAGUAAGAAAUUACUACUCCUACUGUAUAAGAUAUUGAUGCUAAUAGAGCAACGACGCGAGCCUGUCCUGUCACUGUACAUACUGAGUUUUGCCUUUCUUAGGGCUUAGGAUAUAAGUACUAUGUUAGGUUCUUGGUGAUUAGGAAUAUUUUUACUCCAGUUUUUUUCCUGUGUGUGAUCACUCUAUUGUUAGUUUUGUAAGCUUUAAUCUAUUCAACUUUGACUCUUUUACUCUA